This is a messenger RNA of Merops nubicus (carmine bee-eater), 559 nucleotides long. RefSeq names its product mitochondrial genome maintenance exonuclease 1-like. Gene Ontology annotation, cellular component: mitochondrion. The transcript has 3 exons. Gene Ontology annotation, molecular function: single-stranded DNA exodeoxyribonuclease activity. NCBI's taxonomy places the organism in Eukaryota, Metazoa, Chordata, Aves, Coraciiformes, Meropidae. The record is from RefSeq and is a predicted model, not a curated record. Gene Ontology annotation, biological process: mitochondrial DNA replication. The annotation marks the transcript as partial.
AUCUUUUCCUCCAAGGAGAGCUCUUUCAUGCAGCUUUGGAGUCUCUAUUCCUGUCUGAAAAGACAGCAGCUAAGGAGCAGAGAGAAGAUGUUGCUCUUUCCGGCUACCUAUCAAGUGUGCAACGGGUCUUAGAAGAUAUCAGUGAAGUGCAAGCUCUGGAGAGUGCAGUUCAGCACGAGACCCUGCAGUAUCUGGGCCUGGUAGACUGUGUGGCUAAGUACCGAGGCCAGUUGUGUGUGAUCGACUGGAAAACUUCAGAGAAACCAAAGCCAUUUCUGAAGAAUACUUUUGACAACCCGUUACAGGUUGCAGCAUAUAUUGGAGCCAUAAAUCAUGAUGCCAAUUAUGAGUUCCAGGUUAGGUGUGGACUCAUUGUGGUUGCCUACAAGGACGGCUCCCCUGCACAUCCACAUUUCAUGGAUCCUGCUCUGUGCUCAGAGUACUGGAACAAGUGGCUGUUGCGUCUUGAAGAGUACAUGGACAGAAAGUGACCCAAACUAAGCUGUGCAGAGGCAAGUGGUCUGAACACAGAGCCAAAGCAAGAACCCUUUGUUUAAAU